Drosophila bipectinata is the source of this 861-nucleotide messenger RNA. RefSeq names its product Follicle cell protein 3C (gene Fcp3C). The record is from RefSeq and is a predicted model, not a curated record. NCBI's taxonomy places the organism in Eukaryota, Metazoa, Arthropoda, Insecta, Diptera, Drosophilidae.
AUGGCUACCUUUAAAAACACUCUCCUAUUUGUGGUAAUACUCUUGGCCCUUCAUCUGGAGGCCUCGAAAAUCGCCUACAAGAAACCACUUUACGGCAAGACCAACUUCAUCAAGGACAAGCGAUUGAAAAGCAAACCCAUCAAGGAAGGAACCACUACCUCCAGCACCACGUCUACGAGCACUUCCACUAGCACCACAACCACUAGCACCACCGAAGAAAACUGGCCAGCAGCUGCUCCUGUAGAGUUUGUGAUUGUAACCACACCCAAAGCUAUCCUCGAUAGCACUACCGAAUGGCUUGGUAGGAAUGGAAGUACAACGGAAAUUUUUAGUUCAACUCCGGAAACAGGAUCCACAAAGACCGAAGGAGAAUCUUCUGGAGAGGAGGUGGGAGUACCGCCGCAGGCAGAGUCCUCCAAUGAAGCGUCCAGUACUAUCCCCAUGAGCACCACCACUUCGAGUAGCUUGAUCAAUACGAUUCCUUCGCCACUACCGACUCCUGAAUCUGUCCAGCCGCAGGAUAAUCAACCUGUUCCCUGCACCUGCGGUGUCUUUCUGUCCUCGCAGAUCCAGAAUGGCUUGCCCACUGCCCCGUUGAUUCACCAGGAGCUGGACAGGAUGUUUCCAUGCAAUGCCAUUGGUCGGAAACAGUGCCAAACAAAGUGCUUAGAAGCGAUCGUCCAGCACUUGCCCAACUCCGCCAAUAUAGUCUGCUCCGCUUUGGGCCACGAUUGUCACAAGGAGCGGGCCUAUCUGUUUAUCAAAAACUGUCACAACCAAUGGGUUAAUACCAAUCUGCAGGCUGGCAGGGAAUACUGUUGUCGGGGUGGAUUACCCUACCGUUGCCCACUGAUGGGUUAA